Messenger RNA from Cercospora beticola, 2596 nucleotides. RefSeq names its product DnaJ family domain-containing protein. The record is from RefSeq and is a predicted model, not a curated record. NCBI's taxonomy places the organism in Eukaryota, Fungi, Ascomycota, Dothideomycetes, Mycosphaerellales, Mycosphaerellaceae.
GGUUUCAUUAAUGUCGACAUUCGCGGAUGCCACGAAGCUGUAUGAUCAAUCGCGCAUCUUGGCCCGUUCGCGCUCGUUACUUGCGAGUGCGCGUGCGUGCACCAGCAUGGCACUUGCGACACAGCUCCAAUGCACGUUCGCCACCCGCGCCUCAAGGUGGCGAACAUGCCUCCAGCAGAAAUACUGAGCAUGGAGAAGAGAGCAAAGGUGCGAUGACCCGGAAGCUGGAGCAACUUAGCGAAGAGUCCUUGACGACAGGCGGACGAAGUGCUCGAAAGUCUGUCGAGGAAAUGGGCGGAGCUUCGAGCUUCAGUGAGGAUUUGCGUCAGCAGCUCGAAGGCAAGAUUGCUGCUGCUGACUUCCGCAACGAUUACGCUGGCGCCAUAUCGCAAGCAAAUUUGCCAGCAAGCGCUCCUAAGCAUGUACGUGAGAGCGCGGCUGCUGAGCCAUGGACCGGGACGGAGAGCAUUGCAGAUGCCAGCCUACGGAUGCUCAAUGAUAGCACUCGGUCUAUGCCACGCGGUGGUGGCCCUCCACGACAAGUUGAUACGGGCCGAUCGAAGACCAAGUACAGUGAUGGCGUACGUAUUGCGAACGCUCGAGAAAAGGCGAACAAAUAUUCGAAAGACGACAUGAACGGAAUGACCGAUGAGGAGCGCGAGAAGUUCCGUCAAGAAGUUCAGGCCCGCUUUUUACCCGGCGCUCGUCAGGUCGCCGCUUCAGUCCAGGGCAUAGUCUCAUUGGCAAACCAGAGAAUUGAAGACGCGAUCGCUCGAGGUCAAUUCAAGAAUAUUCCUCGUGGUCAGAAGAUAGAACGCGACCAUAACGCUAGCUCACCGUUCAUUGACACCACCACGUAUUUGAUGAACAAGAUGAUCAAGAAGCAAGACAUCGUGCCUCCCUGGAUUGAGAAACAGCAGGAAGUCAUAGCGACAGCCAAUACAUUUCGAAAGCGUCUGCGCUCAGACUGGCGGCGACAUGUGUGCCGAGUUAUUACUAGCCGUGGCGGUAGUCUUGAAUCACAUGUGAAGCUGGCUGAAGAAUACGCAUUCGCCGAAAGUCUCGAGAAUCCAUCGAAAGAGCAGAUUGAAAAGAUGAACGCCAUCGACAGCCAGGGUCACCUGUCCCAAAUCACCAUCGCUGGAGAGCUCAAACCAGGAAAUUCGGACGAUGCGACGCAAAUGGAUGAAGAAAUCAAAUUGCUCGAGCAGACAUUCAACGACGAUGGCACUUUGAAGUCAACCGAGGAACAGGUCAAAAUUCGUACACAGCACACUAUGCUGUCCCAAGCGCCACCACCAGAUGCACCGCGAAGACCUACUGUUGCGCCCUUUCGAGACCCUCAAUGGGAGAAGACCGAGUUGUCCUACCACAAGUUGGCAAUCAAGCAGCUCAACGAGCUGACUCGAUCCUACAACCUCAUGGCACCCAAUCUCGCGAAAAAGCCCUAUUUCUCACUGGAGCGAGAACUGCGUAACUGUUUCGCCGAUGUAGCGCCUCAGGUCGCUGCCGCAAUUCAUGCCAGGGCGACAGCGCCUAAAGUCAAGGGCAUAGAAGUGAUCGGUCACAGACCUGGCUCAGUGCUCGACAAAUUUGCAAUGGACGGUGCUGGCCACGUGUACGAUGAGCGGAAACCUCAAUACGGUUUCAAAGAAUUCUGGAGAGACCUCUUCGCACCCAACAAAAGCUAACCCAGAUCCGGCUUUUUCCAACGAGAGAAUUUUGAGUCCUUACUGUGUAUCAUUGAGAAUAACGAUAAAGGAUAAAAAGCUCAACCAGCAAGAUUUGUGCGCGCAGUUUUGUUGCAGAGGAAACAUCCAAGUUUUUUCGGCGUCCCAGUCCCAUCAUACUGGUUCCCAGUCUCGACCUGGUUCAGUUCUCAUCCAAGUGCAAGCGUUCCUGAGCACUGUCCCCGGAACACGUGCGACGGAUUUCCCUGUUCAACCAGAUCUCAUGCUGGUGCGACGGGACAUUUUUCCUUGCUGAUCAAUCCGACAAUGUUGCCGCUGGCUUCAUCACGUCUCGGCACAUCAAUAAUGCCUGAACACUGUCAGCGCGCAAGCCGCGGUUCCGUCCGGGCUUCGCGACUCUCAUUUGUACGUCGACCAUUGAUUGACAUCAAUGCGUAUCCCCGUCCGGUGCCUUUCUCGCAACGAUUUGUCACAGCAAUGGUCCACGGCCAUACGAUAACAGGAGGUAAAGUUGCAGUAGAUCGGUCCUGCAAGAUGAAAGUCAAUCACGACACACCUGUAGUGUAGCAACACCCGGAUCCGGCAAACGCGUUCUAUACCCUAUAUGCAAGCUUUUAGACUUUCCGGCAGAGACAGACUGGUGCGGGCGGGCGUGGUUGAUGAUCUUCGUGGUGGAACUAAGGAAAAUGCGAACCAGUUGGCUGCAAGCCUGCAGCUGUCGGUCGGACGCUAAUUCUCAAGCCUUCUGCCAAUUAUGCCCACGAUUGGUACCCGACGUGUUCGAGCUAAGCAGCCAGGCACGAAAACUUACACGUGAAAAGAUGGUUCUGGAGUCGGAUCUUGGAUAGAGAGUAGAAAUGAUUAACUGAUUAAAGUUUACUUAGUUUUGUUGGCGAAGACCGGCU